This is a messenger RNA of Photinus pyralis (common eastern firefly), 1064 nucleotides long. RefSeq lists its product as uncharacterized. The record is from RefSeq and is a predicted model, not a curated record. Lineage: Eukaryota; Metazoa; Arthropoda; Insecta; Coleoptera; Lampyridae. The transcript has 2 exons. Bases 561 to 998 code for a protein of 145 amino acids.
UGGUAUUACCCAUGAUAUAAACACACGUAUUACCGUUGGUAGUGGACAUACUGGCUCAUUACGUUGCCUAUCAUGCGGCAUGUCCAAAGGAGAACUUUCCGCUACAUUAACAGAAGAUGAGGCAGCAGAUCGUGUUGCUGUUAAAGAUGCAGCUUCAUCACCGAAUGUGCUCGCUAUUGCUCUUUUCGCAUGUAGCGAAUCCUCAAUAUAACCUUCAGCGACAGAAGACGACUUCCAUCCUCCUAGACGUUUUACUGCCAAAAAAUCAGCGCCUUUGUUAGAUAGUACAAUUUUUUUUACGUGUUUCUCAGCCUCUCAUACCAUCACGCCACGCAGUCGCGCCAGCUGACGCUUGUUUUAAGUGUUAACUAAGUAAAAACUACCAGGCAGAAUAAAAAGUAAUUGUGCGAAACUGAGUUGCAGUGCAGUUACCAUUGCGUUACCGUUGACGUUCGCCAUUGAGAUUAACAUAAUUUAUAAACUUGGCGUCAGACGGUUAACGUAUUCAUUGUAACGAUUUGAAAGAGUAUGAUGUUCCUCAAUUUUUUAAAUAUACCAGAAUGAACGCACAAGCAUUUGAAAUAUUGUUGGGAAUUGUAAAACCAUUCCUGAAACGUCAAAUAAGAUGUGAUACCAUUUCUCCUGAACAGCGGUUAAUUAUCACUUUGCAAUAUUUAUCUCAAGGUACAAGUAUGCAAGUCCUGGCUUGGAACUUUAACGUGGGCGUAACAACUGUUCACAAAAUAAUACAUGAAACGUGUGUAGUAAUAUGGGACCAGCUUAGUCCCAUUUAUCUGAAAUCUCCGUCUACAGAAAAAGAAUGGCAGGAUAUAUCACUUGGCUUCUUGCAGCAUUGGGAGGUGCCAUCGAUGGCAAGCACGUCAAUAUCCAAGCGUCUCCACGUUCAGGAUCUUUAUUUUACAAUUAUAAGCAUAACUUUAGUAUUGUACUCUUGGCAGCUUGUGAUAGUCAAUAUCGAUCCACCUUUGUCGAUAUAGGAGCAUAGGGAUCGCAAAGUGAUGGUGGUGUUUUAAAAAAUAGUGUUUUUGGAAAGCGCUUAGAAG